Molecule: messenger RNA, 5554 nt
Organism: Micropterus dolomieu (smallmouth bass)
Lineage: Eukaryota; Metazoa; Chordata; Actinopteri; Centrarchiformes; Centrarchidae
Product: dynein axonemal heavy chain 6-like
Exons: 36
Coding region: 1-5493 (1830 amino acids)
Biological process (GO): microtubule-based movement
Cellular component (GO): dynein complex
Molecular function (GO): dynein light intermediate chain binding; minus-end-directed microtubule motor activity; dynein intermediate chain binding
Source: RefSeq, a predicted model, not a curated record
AUGCUGCAGUGUGAGCCGAGUCAAGUGAGAGACAAGAACCAGAUCUUCCGUCUCUUCUGCCACGAAUGUCAGCGAGUGUUCCACGACCGACUCAUCAACAACCAAGAUAAGACCUAUUUCAACACCAUCGUCAGUGAUAUGGCCAGCAAGUAUUUUAGCAUUAACUUGGAGACCUCAUACUUUGUGACUCAGCCCAUUAUAUUUGGGGACUUCAUCAAGGUGGGGGCAGAGAAACAAGAUCGUGUGUAUGAGGAUCUGACAGACAUGGAUAAGAUUCAGGCUAUUCUCCAGGACUACCUCGAUGAUUACAACAUGACCUUCUCCAAGGAGACCAAGCUGGUUUUCUUCCAGGACGCCAUUGAGCAUGUCUCCAGGAUUGCCCGUAUGAUUCGCCAGGAGAGAGGCAAUGCCCUGCUAGUGGGGGUGGGAGGUACAGGCAAGCAGUCACUCACUCGGUUGGCAGCUCACAUGUGUGGGUACCGUUGCUUCGAGAUUGAACUGAGCCGAGGCUAUAACUAUGACAGCUUCCAUGAGGACUUGAGGAGGCUCUACAAGAUGGCUGGUGUGGAGGGCAAAGAUAUGGUCUUCCUCUUUACGGAUACUCAGAUUGUGGUGGAAGAGUUUUUGGAGGAUAUCAACAACAUGCUGAACUCUGGCGAGGUGCCCAACCUCUUUGAGAAAGAUGAGCUGGAACACAUACUAGCUGCCACCCGCCCUAAAGCCAAAGAGGCUGGAAUCAGUGAGGAGAACAGGGACGAGGUGUUUCAGUUUUUCAUCUCUCGUGUACGGGAGAAGCUUCACAUUGUGCUGUGUAUGAGUCCCGUGGGAGAUGCCUUCAGGUCCCGCUGUCGUAUGUUUCCCUCAUUGGUCAACUGCUGCACCAUUGACUGGUUCGUGCAGUGGCCUCGUGAGGCGCUGCAGUCUGUCUCUGAGACCUUCUUCCAGAAUGUGGACUUUGGCAGUGAGGAGUUGAAGCAGAGCUUCUCGACCAUGUGCGUGGAGAUACAUGUUAGUGUCACUGACAUGGCCGAGCGCUUCUAUUCAGAGCUGAGACGCCGAUACUACACCACGCCUACCUCCUACUUGGAGCUCAUCAACCUAUACCUGUCCAUGCUAGAGAAGAAGAGACAGCAGCUAGUGCUUGCCAGGGACCGUGUGAAGAACGGUCUGACCAAACUGCUGCAGACCAAUGAGCUUGUGGACAAAAUGAAAGUGGACCUGUCUGAUCUGGAGCCAAUCCUUAAACAAAAAUCCAUAGAUGUUGAUGCCCUCAUGGAGAAACUGACUGUAGACCAGGAGAGUGCUGACAAGGUGCGUAAAGUAGUGAAAGAGGAUGAGGCUUUGGCCAAGGUCAAAGCUGAAGACACCCAGGCCAUAGCCGAUGAUGCGCAGAGGGACCUGGAUGAGGCUCAGCCAGCCUUGGACAGUGCCAAUCAGGCUCUUAAUUCUCUCGACAAGGCUGACAUCUCUGAGAUCAAGGUGUUCACCAAACCCCCAGACCUUGUCAUGACUGUCAUGGAGGCUGUCUGCAUCCUGCUCAACUACAAACCGGACUGGGCUGGUGCCAAGCAGUUACUGGGAGAUGCCAAUUUCCUCAGGCGCCUGACAGACUAUGACAAAGACAAUAUCAGGCCUCAGAUCCUGCAGAAGCUGCAGAAAUACAUCAACAACCCUGAUUUCUUACCUGAGAAGGUGGAGAAGGUAUCAAAAGCCUGCAGGUCAAUGUGCAUGUGGGUCAGAGCCAUGGAUCUUUACUCCAAAGUCCUCAAAGAAGUCGGCCCCAAGAGAGAAAAGCUGGCCAAGGCUCAGAUAGAGCAGGAUAUAACUAUGGCCACCCUGAGGGAGAAGCAGAAAAAGCUUCAGGAGGUGGACAACCAGAUCAGGGUCCUAAAGGAGCAGUUUGACAGCAGCAUAAAGGAGAAGGAGGAUUUGGUUAACACCAUGGCUCUGACACAGGCUCGGUUGACCAGAGCAGGGAAGCUGACUUCUGCUCUAGGUGACGAGCAAGUUCGCUGGGAAGAAAGUGUUGCCUUGUUUGAGAUGGAGAUCAUCAACGCAGUAGGGAAUGUCUUCAUUGCAGCUGCCUGUGUGGCCUACUAUGGAGCGUUCACUUCCCAUUAUAGACAGCUGCUAAUUGACACGUGGAUAAUACAGUGCCAGGACCUGAACAUCCCCAUCAGUUCCAGCUUCAGCCUGGUCAACAUUCUUGGUGACCCAUUUGUCAUCCGCCAGUGGAACACAGAGGGUCUGCCACGUGACACCGUCUCCACAGAGAACGGGAUCCUGGUGACCGAGGGCCGACGCUGGCCUCUUAUGAUCGACCCACAGGAUCAGGCCAACCGAUGGAUCCGCUCCAAGGAGGCCAAGCAUGGUCUAAAGGUGAUCAAGCUGACAGACCCCAGCUUUCUCCGUACCCUUGAGAAUGCCGUACGCAUGGGCAUGCCUGUGCUGCUAGAGGAGUUAAAGGAGACCCUAGAUCCAGCUCUGGAGCCCAUCCUAACGAAGCAGACAUUUGUGGCUGGUGGACGGACAUUGAUCCGACUCGGAGACUCAGAUAUUGACUAUGACAAAAACUUCAGGUUCUAUAUGACCACCAAGAUGGCCAACCCACAUUACCUACCAGAGGUGUGUAUCAAAGUUACAAUCAUCAACUUCACCGUGACCAAGACUGGCUUGGAAGACCAGCUGCUUAGUGAUGUGGUGCGUCUGGAGAGUCCACAUCUUGAGGAACAGAGGAAUGAGCUGAUUGUGCGCAUCAACGCUGACCGCAACCAGCUGAAAAAUAUUGAAGACCGCAUCCUUAAACUUCUCUUCACCUCUGAGGGGAAUAUACUUGACAACGAGGAGCUAGUUCAGACUCUCCAGGAGUCAAAGGUGACAUCAGAGACCAUAAAGCAUCGUCUGGAGGAGGCAGAGGCCACUGAGCUGAUGAUCAACUCUGCAAGGGAGUGCUACCGACCCGUAGCCACCCGAGGCUCAGUCUUGUACUUUGUCAUCGCCAGUCUCUCUGAGAUCGAUCCAAUGUACCAGUUCUCCCUCAAGUACUUCAAACAGCUCUUUAACUCCACCAUUGAGUCGUCAGAGAAGAAUAGUGUGUUAGAAGAGCGUCUCCAAACCCUGCUGGACCAGAUCCUGCUCAACUCCUACGUCAAUGUGUCCCGUGGCCUCUUUGAGCAGCACAAGCUAAUCUACAGCUUCAUGUUGUGUGUAGAGAUCAUGAAGCAGUGUGGCGAGAUCUCCGACGCUGAGUGGCAGCACUUCCUAAGAGGAGCUGCCGCUUUGGAAAAGACAUGUUGUGAGCUGGAGGACACGCUGCCCUGCUUCAAGGACGUCUCCAAGGAAAUCACCAGAACCCACAUCCACAUCAAGCUAGGACGUUUUCAAGCAUCCAUUAAUCCAGAGACCUGGGAAGGCUACGUGUCAGAGUUGCCUCCUCUUGGGGAGUCCGAAGAGGUGAAGCAGGAGAUCAGAGGUAACUGGAAUGAGAGGUUGGGGGCCUUCCAGAAGCUAGUCCUGAUCAAGAGCUUCAUGGAAGAGAAGGUGGUGUUUGCAGCAACAGAGUUCGUGAUUGUCAGCCUGGGGAAGCAGUUUGUUGAAAACCCUCCAGCUGACCUGGCGAACCUCUACAACGAUAUGUCCCCCUCCACACCACUGAUCUUCAUUCUCAGCACAGGAUCUGACCCUAUGGGUGCUUUCCAGCGCUUUGCAAAAGAGAGAGGCUGUCUUGACAGAGUUGAGUCCAUCUCAUUGGGUCAAGGCCAGGGGCCGAUAGCAGAGAAGAUGAUCCAUGCAGCACUGAAGAGUGGUAAAUGGGUCUUUCUGCAGAACUGUCACCUGGCUGUCUCCUGGAUGUUGGCCAUGGAGGAGCUCAUCAAGACCUUUGCUGAGCCAGACACAUCAAUCCACGAGAGUUUCCGUUUGUUUCUCAGUUCCAUGCCUAGCAAAGUAUUUCCUGUUACAGUGCUCCAGAACUCUGUCAAGGUGACUAAUGAGCCUCCUAAAGGCCUGCGAGCCAACAUGCGGCGGGCUUUCACAGAGGUCACCAGCGAUUACUUUGAAGACCACGUUCUGGGACGCCAGUGGAGGAAGAUCGUCUUUGGAAUCUGCUUUUUCCACGCAAUUAUCCAGGAGCGGAAGAAGUUUGGUCCUCUGGGCUGGAACAUCCGCUAUGAGUUUAAUAACAGUGACAGGGAGUCUGCUCUGCUCAACCUUAACCUCUACUGCAAAGAAGGCGCCAUCCCUUGGGACGCUCUCAUCUACAUCACUGGUGAGAUCACAUAUGGAGGCAGAGUGACGGAUGCGUGGGACCAGCGCUGCCUCAGAACAGUCCUCAAAGGCUUCUUCUCGCCUCAAACCCUGGAUCCUAGCUACACCUACUCCCCUUCAGGUAUCUACUAUGCCCCGGAGAUGGAUAAACUAGAGCAAUAUAAGAUGUAUAUUGAGAGUCUUCCAAUCAUAGAUGAUCCCGAGGUCUUUGGUAUGCAUGAGAAUGCCAACCUGGCCUUCCAGCGCCAAGAAACCAUGACCUUAAUCAACACUAUAUUUGAUGUUAAUCCUCGCUCAUCAGUCCAACAUGGAGCUAAAAGUAAUGAUGACAUAGUCUGCGAGCUGGCUGAAUCCAUCUUAGCCAAGCUACCUGAGCGUCUGGACAUGGACGAGGCGGUGGAAACUCUGUUUGUCCGCGACAAAAACGGCCGCCUCAACUCCCUGACAACGGUGUUGGGCCAAGAGGCAGACAGAUUCACCAACCUGCUGAGAGUGCUCAGGAUCUCUCUUGUCACUCUGCAGAAGGCCAUAGCCGGUCUGGUAGUGAUGUCAGAGGAGAUGGACCGCAUAUACACAAGCUUCCUGAACAACCAGGUUCCCACCCACUGGGCGAACUCAUCCUACCCUUCUCUCAAACCCCUGGCCUCCUGGGUCAGAGACCUGGCCCUCAGGACCUCCUUUAUCCAGACUUGGAUCACACAUGGUCAGCCUAAAUCUUUCUGGAUCUCAGGAUUCUUCUUCCCUCAAGGCUUUCUUACUGGGUUGCUUCAGAAUCAUGCCAGGCACUACAAUCUGCCCAUUGAUGAGCUCAACUUCUGCUUCAACAUGAUGCCAGUUUACAGAGACCAGGCAGCAGUCUGUGAGGCUCUUCGCACUCUGCGCAGCAACAUAGAUGACGAGUUACCAGAGCCACAGGACGGCGCACUUGUGCACGGCAUGUUCAUGGAUUCCAGUCGCUGGGACGAUGCGAACAUGGUGAUUAAGGAUGCGUUACCUCGAGUGAUGAACACCAUGCUGCCAGUGGUGCACUUUGAGCCCCAGCAGAACUACGUGCCUGAGCCUGACCUCUACCACGCUCCUCUGUACAAGACCUCAGCCAGAGCUGGGACUCUGUCCACCACUGGUCACUCAACUAAUUUUGUUGUGACAGUAAUGCUUCCCUCCAAGCAUCCCAGCGACUAUUGGAUAUCAAAAGCCUCUGCGCUCCUGUGCCAGUUGGAUGAUUAAGUUUUUAAACAUGGUCAAAAUUAAAUUUUAAAUGUGAUUAAAGUAAUAUAUGUUUGGAAAA